Molecule: messenger RNA, 10332 nt
Organism: Peromyscus leucopus (white-footed mouse)
Lineage: Eukaryota; Metazoa; Chordata; Mammalia; Rodentia; Cricetidae
Gene: Nsd3
Product: nuclear receptor binding SET domain protein 3
Biological process (GO): regulation of DNA-templated transcription
Cellular component (GO): nucleus; chromatin
Molecular function (GO): protein binding; histone H3K36 methyltransferase activity
Source: RefSeq, a predicted model, not a curated record
GGCCGAGGCCGGGGGCUGUGUGCCGGGCGCCGAGGAGAGGUGUGCAGUUUUCGAUCGAAGCCCCGGGACCCCGCUGCCCUUCGGGGCCGCCAGCCUCCGGCUUCCUCUCCGGCACCAGCAGAGCUACUCGGCGGGCGACCCCCGUCCGGCCGCCUCCCCUUCGCUCCGCGUCGCCCGCAGCCUUCCGCCCGCCCGCAAACGAGCCCAGCCGGCCGGGCCGUGGCCCUCCUCCGUGCCGGCCGCCAUGGCAGGGGCGCUCGGCGCGAGGGAAAUCUAGUCCGAGGAUUUCAUGCGGCCUAGCUCGGUUCCGUCUCUUGCGCCCGCGGUCCCGGCAGCUGCCGGCAGCCCAGCCCCACUUCGGGCCUCCGUGUCUCUCCUGUGAUCGCACUGACACGGCCGGGGGGUUAGAAUGGAACAAACUGAAGGCUCGAUGAGAGAAAGGGAAAGUUAAGGAUGCUGGAGCAGAACAAUGGAUUUCUCUUUCUCUUUCAUGCAAGGGAUCAUGGGAAACACAAUUCAGCAACCACCUCAACUCAUUGACUCCGCCAACAUCCGCCAGGAGGAUGCCUUUGAUAACAGCAGUGACAUUGCUGAAGAUGGUGGCCAGACACCCUUCGAAGCUACUUUGCAACAAGGUUUUCAGUAUCCACCCACAACAGAAGACCUUCCUCCACUCACCAAUGGCUACCCACCAUCGAUCGGCUUGUAUGACACUCAGACCAAAUACCCGCCAUAUAACCAGUACCCCAAUGGGUCGGCCAACGGCUUUGGUGCAGUUAGAAACUUUAGCCCCGCUGACUAUUACCCAGAAAUUCCAAACACAAGACCACACGAAAGUCUGGAAAAACCUUCUCCUCCACAGCCGCCUCCUCCUCCUCCGGUACCACAAACUGUAAUUCCAAAGAAGACGGGCUCACCUGAGAUUAAACUAAAAAUAACCAAAACUAUCCAGAAUGGCAGGGAGUUGUUCGAGUCCUCCCUUUGUGGGGACCUUUUAAAUGAAGUCCAGGCAAGUGAGCACACGAAGUCAAAGCACGGGAGCAGGAAGGAGAAGAGGAAAAAGAGCAGCAGGCACGAGGCGCCCGGACCCGAAGAGCGCCGGCCACACAAGACCCCCAAGUUAGAGCCAGAGGAAGAGAGUAGACCAAAUGAGAGGGUGGACACCGCACCAGAAAAACCAAGAGAAGAGCCAGUGAUCAAAGAAGCCGUCCCGGUUCAGCCAAUACUGUCUUCUGUUCCAACAACAGAAGCGUCCACUGGUGUUAAGUUCCAGGUUGGUGAUCUUGUUUGGUCCAAGGUGGGAACCUAUCCUUGGUGGCCUUGUAUGGUUUCAAGUGACCCCCAGCUUGAGGUCCAUACCAAAAUUAACACAAGAGGUGCCCGGGAAUAUCAUGUCCAGUUUUUUAGCAACCAGCCAGAGAGGGCAUGGGUUCAUGAGAAACGGGUACGGGAGUAUAAAGGUCACGAACAGUAUGAAGAGUUACUAGCCGAGGCAACCAAACAAGCCAGCAAUCACUCUGAAAAACAAAAGAUUCGGAAACCCCGGCCUCAGAGAGAACGCGCCCAGUGGGACAUUGGCAUUGCGCAUGCGGAGAAGGCUUUGAAGAUGACUCGGGAAGAGAGAGUGGAACAGUACACUUUCAUCUACAUUGACAAGCAGCCAGAAGAGGCUGCAUCCCAAGCAAAGAAGAACGUUACCUCCAAGACCGAAGUUAAGAAACCUCGAAGACCAAGAUCUGUGCUCAAUAGUCAGCCAGAACAGACCAAUGCUGGGGGGGUGGCCUCCUCACAGUCAAGUACUGACCUUCGGAGACAGAGCCAGAGGCGGCACACGAGUGUGGAAGAGGAAGAGCCCCCUCCUGUUAAAAUAGCCUGGAAAACAGCGGCCGCGAGGAAGUCCUUACCGGCCUCCAUCACAAUGCACAAAGGGAGCCUAGAUUUGCAGAAGUGUAAUAUGUCUCCAGUUGUGAAAAUUGAACAAGUGUUUGCUCUUCAGAACGCGACAGGAGAUGGGAAGUUCAUUGAUCAGUUUGUUUAUUCAACGAAGGGAAUUGGUAACAAAACAGAAAUAAGUGUCAGGGGGCAAGACAGGCUUAUAAUCUCCUCGCCGAGUCAGAGAAAUGAGAAGCCAACUCAGAACACGUCAUCUCCCGAGGCAACAUCUGGCUCUGCAGGCCCCGGAGAGAAGAAGCAGCAGAGGAGGUCCAUCAGGACUCGAUCUGAGUCAGAGAAAUCUGCCGAGGUUGUGCCAAAGAAGAAGACCAAGAAGGAGCAGGUUGAAACAGGUCCCCAGGCUUCCCUGAAGACUGGAUUACAGAAAGGUGCCAGCGAGAUUUCAGAUUCCUGUAAGCCUCUAAAGAAAAGGAGCCGCGCGUCAACUGAUAUGGACACGGCUAAUUCCGCCUACAGAGACACGUCUGACUCCGAUUCUCGAGGACUGAGCGAUCUGCAGGUAGGCUUUGGGAAAGGAGGAGACAGCCCUUCAGCGGCUGCAGAUGCAGAUGCUUCUGACUCUCAGUCUGUGGACUCCAGUUUGUCUCGGAGAGGCGUUGGCCUCAGUAAGAAGGACACCGUGUGUCAGAUCUGUGAAACCGCCGGUGACUGUCUGGUUUCCUGUGACGGGGAGUGCUGCAGACACUUUCACUUGGAGUGCCUGGGGCUGACUGCACCCCCUGAGGGAAAGUUCAUCUGCGAGGAGUGUGAAACGGGCCAGCACCCCUGUUUCUCAUGUAAAGUGUCUGGUAAGGAUGUGAAGCGUUGUUCCGUCAGUGUGUGUGGGAAGUUUUACCAUGAAGCCUGUGUCCGCAAAUUCCCCACCGCCAUCUUUGAGUCGAAGGGGUUCCGCUGUCCCCAGCACUGCUGCACCUCCUGCUCUGUGGAGAAGGACAUCUACAAAGCAAGCAAAGGGCGGAUGAUGAGAUGCUUGAGGUGUCCGGUCGCCUAUCACUUUGGAGAUGCGUGUGUUGCUGCUGGAAGCGUCUCUCUGUCCUCCCACGUCCUCAUCUGUAGCAACCAUUCCAAACGGAGUAGUCAUUCUGCAGCUGCCGUAAACGUAGGCUUUUGUUUCGUUUGUGCCAGAGGGCUGAUAGUUCAGGACCAUUCAGACCCCAUGUUCAGUUCCUAUGCCUAUAAAUCCCACUACCUACUGAAUGAAUCAACCCGUGCUGAGUUGAUGAGAUUACCUAUGGUUCCUUCUUCGUCAGCUUCCCAAAAGAAAUGUGAGAAAGGUGGGAAACUGCUGUGCUGUGAGACGUGCCCGGCCGCCUUCCACCCGGAGUGCCUGAACAUAGACCUGCCAAGAGGCUGCUGGAGCUGCAAUGACUGCAGAGCCGGCAAGAAACUGCAUUACAAGCAGAUUGUUUGGGUCAAACUGGGCAAUUACAGAUGGUGGCCUGCAGAGAUCUGCAGCCCCAGGUCUGUGCCUCUGAAUAUCCAGGGCCUGAGGCACGAGUUGGGGGACUUCCCUGUGUUCUUCUUUGGGUCUCAUGACUACUACUGGGUACACCAAGGCAGAGUGUUCCCUUAUGUGGAAGGAGACAAAAGCUUUGCCGAGGGACAGACUAGCAUUAACAAGACCUUCAAAAAAGCACUGGAGGAAGCCGCGAAGCGCUUCCAGGAGUUGAAAGCACAGCGGGAGAGUAAGGAGGCUCUGGAGAUAGAGAAGACCUCAAGAAAACCGCCGCCCUACAAACACAUCAAGGCCAACAAAGUGAUAGGCAAGGUGCCAGUCCAGGUGGCUGACCUGUCGGAGAUCCCCCGCUGUAACUGCAAGCCUGCUGAUGAGAACCCUUGUGGCUUGGAGUCGGAGUGUCUGAACAGGAUGUCACAGUACGAGUGUCACCCGCAGGUGUGCCCUGCUGGGGACCGCUGUCAGAACCAGUGCUUCACAAAGAGGCUCUACCCCGAUGCAGAGGUCAUCAAAACGGAGCGGAGAGGCUGGGGCCUCAGAACCAAAAGAAGCAUUAAGAAGGGUGAAUUUGUAAAUGAAUAUGUUGGUGAAUUAAUUGAUGAAGAAGAAUGCAGACUUCGAAUCAAGCGAGCUCACGAGAACAGUGUAACUAAUUUUUAUAUGUUAACUGUUACCAAGGACCGAAUCAUUGACGCUGGCCCCAAAGGAAAUUACUCUCGGUUCAUGAACCACAGUUGCAAUCCGAACUGUGAGACGCAGAAGUGGACCGUAAAUGGAGACGUUCGAGUGGGACUCUUUGCUCUUUGCGACAUCCCUGCAGGGAUGGAGCUAACGUUUAAUUAUAACCUGGACUGUCUGGGCAAUGGCAGGACAGUGUGCCACUGCGGGGCAGACAACUGCAGCGGCUUCCUAGGAGUGCGGCCAAAGUCUGCGUGUGCAUCCGCUGCUGACGAGAAGUCUCGAAAUGCUAAGUUAAAGAAGAGACGGAGAGUGAAAACAGAACCAAAGCAGAUACACGAGGACUACUGUUUCCAGUGUGGAGAUGGGGGGGAGCUGGUCAUGUGUGACAAAAAGGACUGUCCCAAAGCCUACCACCUCCUAUGCCUUAACCUGACCCAGCCGCCCUACGGAAAGUGGGAGUGUCCAUGGCAUCAGUGUGACGAGUGUGCCAACGCAGCCGUCUCCUUCUGUGAAUUCUGUCCACACUCGUUUUGUAAAGCUCAUGAGAAGGGGGCUCUGGUGCCCUCUGCACUAGAAGGUCGUCUCUGCUGCUCUGACCACAACCCCGAGUCCCCUGUGUCACCAGAAUAUUGGAACAAGAUCAGAUGUAAACGGGAAUCCCAAGAUCCCGGAGAAGACGUAAAAGAGUGAACGGGGUUCUUUGCUGCCCUGCUGUUCUGAGCGGAGGAAGACAACGGAUGCUGCAUUUAACCCGGCGACGCUAGCGCCGUUCCUGGACGGCCGUUCGGGAGGACAGGGACCGGUUCACAGGCUGCGCGGGCGGUGUCGGGCUCUGGCUUGUUCUGUUGCUUUGGGGAGAGUUUGGUGGACAGUGAGAUAGAUGCCCUUGGUCUUUUCUUGCCUUUUAUCGUGUGUGCUUCAGUGUCUUUGCCACUAGCGAAAGAGGUGUCCUCAUUUUUAAAGUGAGUGAGUGGGAGAGAGAGAGAGACAGAGAGACAGAGAGAGCUGCUAACAAGAUCAUUGUCAAGCCUAAGAUGCAAUCCUUGGUUGUAUAAAGCAAAAUUAGCCAUUCCUUUAUUUAUUUUCAUUUUUAGGAAUUGUGAGAGGUGUAGCUCAAACAAUCUGACCUGUGUGUGUGUGUGUGUGUGUGUGUGUGUGUGUGUGUGUGUGUGUGUGUACGUACCUUUAUAUACCUCUUUACUGAGCCGUAGAUAGGCUAACUUUAACUUCUCUCUUUUUUUUUCCCAUGCCUUUUCUAGUCUCAGAGAAGGCUCUCAGCAAGUAUUCAGUCUGGCCUCUUGGAAACAAAUGCCUUGACAGCUUUUACCUCUGGUCUUAGACGAGGUGGGCUCCACGGUGCAGUAACUCCACCUGAAGUGUGGCUGUAGGGAAAUGUCCAGAGGGAGGAGGGAGGGAGGGCACUCAUUGGCUCUGGGUGUCAUCCAUCUACAGUUUCCCGAUCCAGUGCAUGUGUGGGGCUGUGAACGCGUGGGAGAGGGAGUGCUCACUGCUGUCGUCCUGACGCACGGCAAGGAGCCAAGACAGACAGAGUAAGGCACAGACCGCAAGUUGGAUCAGAUCCGCACCAUUUCCUGAGCACUUCGUGUAGACUCCAGUCUCACUGGAAUUUAAGGGCAUUUGAUUGUCUGUCCUUCGCUCUGCCAAUCAAUGGCCAGCUGAUCACUCAACCGUGUUUCCUAGUAGAGCUGUGUAAUUGAAUCUGAAUUAUAUUUUAAGAGAUUUUUUUUUCCAGUUGAUUUCCUAACUUGGGGAUGGUGAAAAUAGACAGAGACAUCCCCCAAGUUAUAUGUGAACAGUUUCUUCUUAGUAUUAUGCAAUGCUUCAUAUUGUCCCCAUUGAGUAAGGGGAGGAAGUUUUCCAGGGUCUGUAAGAGCCACAGAGAGCGCUUCAUCUUAGAGAGCACUUGAGAACACUCCCCAGAAAGUCAGUGUUCGCAAACGUUAUGUUCCGUUUGAAUGGCACAGACCCGAGCCACCACGGUGUCGACCCACAGAAUUCCCUUGCAUCUCGCACUUAGCCAUAGAGCUAUUCCGGUAUUACUUGCAUGAAAUCACGUGAGACAUUGGAACACUGGACUGAGUAGGAAACUAGUGUCACUAUGAAACAUGAACUUUCUCAGUGAGUUUUAACUGCUUUCCAGCAGGCGGUACACAGUAGGGUUUAUCCUCCUCAAGAACCUAGUACGUCAUUAACGUGGGGCGGGAGAUGCUCCACGACAUCCUGGAGUUGUGUCCAGUGUGUUGGUUCCUUUUUUAAUUUUUUACAAAUCAAUUCAGACCUCUUUCUCUGGAAGAAAGAGCAAUUUUGUGCCUCCUUUUUUAAAAUAUAUAUACACAUGUGCAAUUUAUAGACAACAGACACUACAGUCUCCCUCUAAGCUCCUAAACUGCCACUUAGCUGGAUGUAGCAUUUCUAGUAGUCCUGUGGUUAGACAAGCUCUGAUGAGCGGAGAGACAGGACGCUACGGCCCCGUGUGGUCACUGUGACAGAAGCACAGCCCAUGCAAACACUACACUGCGCUCGUUAGCAAUUAUGAAGUUUGAUCUCCUUUAGAAAAGUAAAGUAAGAAUAUCUGGGUUUUAUCAUACUAAAAUAUUAUUUUAUACAGACGUGAUAAACGUUUUUUAAACUCACUGAUAAAGGAUUUCUUUUGAUAUUCCAAAUGUAACUCUUAGGAGAACAGUGUCCAAUAUGAAAUUGCAUCUUGUUUCCUUUUUGACUUUAUGCUUUUUUAGUAUCAGAUAACUUUUAUAUAGUAAGCCCCAGAGUGCAUCAUGUAUUUAUAAAUACCUUAGGCUGACCUAUCUCAAUUCAGCUUCUUUGGUGUGGCAUAUUUGUUUCUCUGUUUAUAGAAGAGCUUUGCAAAGACUUCUCAAAGCUUUUCUUUUUGAUGACUAAUAGGAUUGUUCUGCUAUUUCACAAGGCAUGGGAUGGUUCAAAACAGUUCGGCAUGGCCCAGAAGCUUUCGGGGCUCCAAACUUGGCUUUGCUGUGCCGGUUCAGGGGCAUCUUCCUGUGCUGUUGUGGCCUAGGUCUGUCUUAGAGUUGAAGGCGUCUAAGUAUACAUAAGCUGUGCUUGCCUGUCCUGCACCAGAGCCUGUUCCAGAAGGCACCACGCUUACCCAUGGUCUGAAGCUGGUAUCCAUUAGCUUUGAAAUCAUAUGUGGUAUGCAGUCUUUGUGGUUGGUUUAUCCAGCCCGGAAAAGAAAGCACUUGAAGCAGCAUGGACUAACGGUGGUUUUUAACCUCAUUCAGAUUCCUAGGAAGACGAGAUUUCUGAUUAGCAGUGUAAAGCUUUAGAUAUGGUUGGUAAGAGCUAGCAAUGAUGUCAUGAAGCUGUCCCGGACCCUGUACUUUGGGGCCACUCUGGGCUGCCAGGAUAGCUGCCUGUGCCUGGAAGGGGCGGCAGGGGCGGCGCCCUCACUGCCCGCACUGAAGCAGCCGUUCACGUCUUCAAUCUCAUCAGUGUUGGAGAGCAGAAUGGAGUGGGCUUUAUCUUCUCCUUUGCUCUGCAAGCCCUUCUCCAUUUCCGUUCUCAAAAAUUCUCUUCCCUAAGCUGUACAAUAGACUGGGUUUGGGAACCAUGAGAACUUGGAGAUUUCUGUGUGUUGUAUAAAUAACAUAUCCCAGUGAGUUAGGAACAUAUUUGAAACUAAAAAGAUAACUGGAAGUGGGGCAGCAGCCAGCUGCUCCACUCUACCCGCCGCAGUAUUUGCAGGGACGCCCUGUAACUGGUGUGUGCAGCGGGGACACGGGGUGUCCGUGGUCACGGGAGACACUCAGGUGGCCGGGCUGGCGGACAGCGUCCAUGAAGUAGUUUCUUUCCUGAGUGCUUUCUUCCCUGCUAAGUUCUGUUAGACCCAAAGAUGGAAAUCAUGGCAUCUGUUCGGAAUAUCGACCCUGGCUCCCAGGACCUGCUGUUAUCUGUCAUUUUCUGUUUCAGUCCCACGUUCCUCCUGCAGCAUCCACUCACCACAGAGCUGAGACGCUUCCAGCCACAUGUCAUGUCCUAAUGAGAGAGAAAAGCAAAUCGCCUUUGAGUCUCACGGCUUGGCAAACUAGUCGUUUUUAUGUUUCUCAUGAGUACAAGGGCGUUGGGAAGUUGCUUUAUUCCUAGACUUGAAUCAUUCUGCACAUGGCUGUUGCAUCCGACCACUCCCCUGCUCUGCUGAGGCGCUGUGGACAGCACAGUGAGCAAGUGGAAAGUUCCUCCACGAAGGACCACCCUGCCUAAGUCUCUGGUUCUUUGUAGACAAAAGAAGACCUCGGUCCAUUUUCAGAUGCACUAGAGGAGUAAAUGUAGACAGCUUUUCAGUGGAUUACCCAAUAUUGAAAAGCUCGACAUUUGGAUGUCCUGAAAUAUCACCAGGUUUUACCCUGGGUAGGGUACUGGGGGUCCCGGGAGAAAGGGCAUAAUAGAGCCCGGGAGGGAAAUGGUGGGUGGUCAUCACAGGCACAAUGUAGUCCCCUAUACACUGAGACCUCUGCCUCAUUCAAUUCAGGUUCUUCAAGUACUUGAGACUGUGGAUUGUCUUUCCAGUUCCUUUGUAAAAUUACAAAGUGGGAAGCACCACUGUGUAGACUGUCCAAAGGGAAGCCCUUCCGGUGGGAGCGGAGGUAUCUCAGAGUGUUGGCACCUCUGAGGAAGAGACGCCUGCAUGAGAUAUCGGCAGCACUUCUAGAAAUUGUUCCUAUGGUUUUGCUUUGUCUUUUUUAUUUGUUUGCCUCGUCCCCAAGUGUUUUUUGUCUUUCUUUUUAAUAUAAGCCUGGGUGUGUGUGGGUGUGUGGGUGUGUUGUGUGUGGAGGGGUGGUAGUGUUUGCAUUUAUGUUACACUCCUGAAAUGCUGUGUGUAACCCUUGUUUCAAAAAGCCAUGUCUGCCAGGCAUGGUUCUGCACGCCCUUAAUCCCGGCACUCCAAAAGCAGAGGCAGGCGCAUGUCUGUGAGUUCAAGGCCUACGUAAUGAGUUCCAGGACAGCUAGGGCCAUGUAGAGACCCUGUCUCAAAAGGAGAAAAAAGAAGAAAAAAAUGACAUUGUUUGGCUUUUGUCAAGCCAGUGGACAAAUGGCCGAUGUGAGCACUUGUACCUGUGUCGGGGGAGGGGAGGAAAGUAUUGCUUGUCCUUUCGUAGGCUCUGAAAGUCAUUCACGUGUACAUUAAAGUGAAAAUAGAAGGGGCCAGAGUCAGUAUUCAGUCCUUGGUUUUCUGUGACUUCGCUAGUCCGCGAAGGGGUGAGAAGUACCCCAGCUUCACCGUCUUUUCCCUACCUGCUGGCAGAGCCGUGGUGCGUGCCCAUGGCCUUCAAGUGCCCGACGGCCAGUUCGCCUGGAUCGGGCUCCUGUCGGCUCAAAGGAACGGGGAAGUUUACAUUUAUCUUCGUUGUCAGCUAAUAUCUCAUUUUCUGUUAUGUAACCUAUGGUAACUGUACUGCCAAUAAUAACCAAGAUGCUAACUGAUUACAUCUGGCCCAAAAGAUCUUUUAUAUACAAAGAUUUGUGUAUAUUUUGAAUCGAUAUGGCAAAUUUCAUUUGUGUCCACUUGAUUAUUACAAAUAAACAAAUACCUGCAGAUUCAGUCUUCAUUCUCUGUGUUCUUUGAAUAAUGUUCUUUAUAGAUGUUUACAUCUGUGUUUACCUGUAAUGAACUUUGUAGAUCCUGUGAAAUAUUAUUUUGCUUAAACCACUUGAGUCCUUAAUAUCAAAGCAUCACCCUUCACUGGGCAGUCUCUUUAGUUUCUGUCACUUGGCCAGAACUCCUAACACUAAGGAAUUAGUGCUAGUUUUCCCCAGAGGUAUCCUUCUAGGGCAUUACUGUAUAAUGACUUUGAAACAUAGUUUAAGGAUUUCGUUGACUGACCAAUGUCUUACUGUAAAGUAUGAGUCUGCCAAUGGUGGUUAACCUGUACAUAGAUAGCCUAUCAGUGGUGGUUAACCUGUACAUAGCCUACCAGUGGUGGUUAACCUGUACAUAGAUAGCUCACUGUGGACCAGUUGUAGUGUAUGUGGGAUUGCCUGUGAUAUUUACGGUUCUUACUGACGUGUGCUGGUGGGACAGUUUUUGUACAUUGUAUUGACUGAAAUUUUGCCUUUUUAAUUUUACAGAUACUUUAGGACUCAGAUGUGUUUUCUGCUUCUGUAAGAAUGUGGAAAAGUUUUUAAUGGCAUCCGAUUGGUUUCAGGUCUUGCUUGAGGUUGACUUUAAUAAAUUGUCCUGUAUGUUCUAA